This is a messenger RNA of Camelus dromedarius (Arabian camel), 2981 nucleotides long. RefSeq names its product proline rich transmembrane protein 1 (gene PRRT1). Lineage: Eukaryota; Metazoa; Chordata; Mammalia; Artiodactyla; Camelidae. Gene Ontology annotation, cellular component: membrane. Bases 1130 to 2047 code for a protein of 305 amino acids. The record is from RefSeq and is a predicted model, not a curated record. The transcript has 4 exons.
UUUUUGCAAAACGCCAACGCUGGUAAAUCUCGGUAGACUGCUAAUCUUCACCUCCCCUCCCCACGUACGCGCUCCCGAGAUGAAAAGAGCAAAAUAAAAAGACUGCAAUUACCGCUGUGGCCCCAGGUUGACUCAGGCAGUGGCGCAGCGUCUCGGCGGGGGUGGUGAGUGGGUGGGACUAAAGGAAUGGAUUGAACACUGAGGCCCCUGGAAACUCUAAGAAGCCCAAUAAGCAAGGGGGAGGGGAGGGGGGACAAAGCACGUAUUCCCAAACCUAGCUGCUAGCAAUGAGCAGUUGAUUCAUCCCCUCCUCCCAAAGCGCUUCAGCUCCUUGGCCGUGGAGGAAGAAGGUAUCUCUAUCCCCUAAGCUUCCUCCAGUCGUACCCCACCACCACCACCACCACCACACCGCAGACCUUGCUACCUCCAAACUGCUAUGAACUGGAGCCUCUCGGUUUCCCUCCCCAUUCAUCCCAGGCCAAGGUGGCAGGUCGAGGCCAGAACCCUGGGAACUUUCCAGGCCAUCUCUGGUCUCCGCUAUGCAAGCCAUUUUCUCUCAUAGUUAUCUCUCCUUCAGAGGGGAGAACUAAGGCCAAGGUUUGGGAGAAGAUCCUGAGAUCUUACAGGGACUCUGAGGGAAGCUGAGAAGGGGGAGGCCUGACUGGGGUGAACCAGACCCAGAGGGAACUGGGGUAUUGAAUCCACUGAGCACCUGCUUGGCUUCCUCUCAUAAUAUAAUCACUACAGCCAGUCUUGGAGGGGAAGACUCUAGAGAGUUCUUUCUCCCUCCUUCCUUCCCCUAGUCCCACCCGCCUUGCCUGGUCUUGCUUGCCUCCCUGUUUCCAUGACAACUCCAAAGGAGCCCAAACUGGGGGCUUGAAUGCCGGGGUGAGAGGAGGAGAGAGACCAAGCGGGGGUACGUCUGAAGCACUCCCCCUCCCUCGCCUCGGUCCCUUUAAGCUCCCCCCCCCCCCCCGCUUUUCCUCCGCCCGCCGCCGCCACUGUCUUCAUCUCUCCAUCUCUGCGCUGCUGCCGGCUGCGCAAUCUGCGCACCCAGACUCCGGUGCUAGCCAGGGACCCCGACUCUGGACUCCGGCUGCACGGAUCCUGUCCCAGGGAGACCGCAGGCAUGUCAUCCGAAAAGUCAGGCCUCCCGGACUCAGUCCCUCACACCUCUCCACCACCCUACAAUGCCCCCCAGCCCCCCGCCGAACCUCCCGCCCCGCCCCCACAGGCAGCCCCUUCCUCGCACCAUCACCACCACCACCACUACCACCAGUCCGGCACCGCCACUCUCCCGCGCUUAGGGGCAGGGGGCCUGGCUUCUGGGGCCAGUGCUCAGCGCGGUCCCUCGUCCUCAGCCACCUUGCCGAGGCCCCCACACCACGCCCCGCCAGGCCCCGCCGCCGGGGCGCCCCCACCGGGCUGCGCUACCUUGCCCCGCAUGCCACCCGACCCUUACCUGCAGGAGACUCGCUUCGAGGGUCCACUGCCCCCGCCGCCGCCCGCCGCCGCCGCCCCGCCCCCGCCGGCGCCCUCUCAUACUACCCAGGCCCCGGGCUUCGUGGUGCCCACGCACACGGGAGCGGUCGGCACGCUGCCACUGGGCGGCUACGUAGCCCCUGGCUACCCCUUACAGCUGCAGCCUUGCACUGCCUACGUGCCAGUCUACCCGGUGGGCACGCCCUAUGCAGGCGGAACCCCGGGGGGAACGGGAGUAACCUCCACACUCCCCCCGCCACCCCAGGGCCCGGGCCUGGCCCUUCUGGAGCCAAGGCGCCCGCCGCACGACUACAUGCCCAUCGCAGUGCUGACCACCAUCUGCUGCUUCUGGCCUACGGGCAUCAUUGCCAUCUUCAAGGCAGUGCAGGUACGCACGGCCUUGGCCCGCGGAGACAUGGUGUCAGCCGAGAUCGCUUCACGCGAGGCCCGGAACUUCUCCUUCAUCUCCCUGGCCGUGGGCAUAGCAGCCAUGGUGCUGUGUACCAUCCUCACCGUAGUCAUCAUCAUCGCUGCGCAGCACCACGAGAACUAUUGGGAUCCGUAAGGAUGCCCCCAGCCCAGCCCCACCCUGCGCCCCUCGACCUCCCAAGCGCGUUUUACCGUCAAGCCGCGGAUCCAAUGGGCGCCCUGCGCACCCGCUUCUGGGGCCACCGGACUUCUUUACAUCCUAAACUAGGCCUCCACGGAAACUCUCGCCUUGCGAGCACGCUCCGAAUCCAGUUCCUCAGGAACCUCGCCAAAACACACACUAACAGGGACACCGCUUCCCGGGAUCCCUGCCAAAUCCUGGGCCCUCAGUCGCUCCAGGCCCCCACCCCUUCAAAAUGCAGCACCCCCAGUCGAGCUCCCUGGGUCACUGCUCCGCAGCCUGGAGACUGGUCCCUAAAGCCCCGCCUCCUCCAUAGGCUCCGCCCCAGCUCUGACAAAACCCCGCCUCCAGGUCGGCAGGCUCCGCCUUCUUUUUUUCCCUGCGGGGUGAUUCAGUCCGGUGAUUGGGUUUGUGGCGCCAGGCCUCGCCCUCAAACCGACAGACUCCUCCCCUUUUCCUGGCGCAAGAGCCGAACUCGGGGGUAGCCAUGCCGCAACUCUCACUCCCGUUUUUUUGCUAGUACACUUCCGUCUCUUUUCCACCCUGAUACCCGCCUAUUUUCUUGCUAAUCCCAGAGCCUCUAUCUACUUUUGAUUUUUUUGGAAUGAGAUUUAGGGGGUUCCCAGUUUAGGGACCUUCACCCUGAAAUGAAGAUUACGUCCCUCUUCUCUGUAAAUACUCCUUUCCUCCUAUCCCAACUCCUGGGCAGUCGGGCAGAACGGAACCCAGGGUCCAAAUCUCCCAGUGUCGCGAGGGAGCCGGCCCGCUCCACACUCCCUGCUCCCCUUGGUAGUCCCCACCUUGUUCUGAUCUGUGUGUGAGUGUGUGUGUGAAUUUCUGAAAGACAACAUUAAAUAGACUAAGUAGAUUCAUCACCCGCAAUUCUGAA